AACCUCCGGAUGACUUUUCCUGCUCGGCGAUAGCGUGGAGAAAGGGGGUGGGGUGCCAAGACUUUCUCCUGCACUAUCCAUCUCUCGCACCGCUGAUCCAUCGAGUGUGUGAGAAAGGAAGUGUGACUAAGCGUGUGUGAGUGUGAGUGUGAGUGUGUUAUUAUAUACAUGCCUAUCUGGUCGAUCAGUAGAACUUGAGCAAACCCGAAGCAGCGUCCAUUCCACCCGAGGAACCGAGGGGGUUUGAGGAGCAGCGCCCAGAUGGAGGUUUUGUGCGGCUCUGAUCGUCCCUUCUGGGACCUGAAUCUGACCCUCUACCAUAGCAACCCUGACCUAACAGAGUGCUUUCAGCUCUCCGUGCUCCCAUGGAUCCCCUGCAUUUACCUGUGGCUUGUCUUCCCUUUUUACUUCACUUAUCUCAAGCUGAACAAGAGAGACUACAUUAUGAUGUCUGUAUUAAACAGAAUAAAAACGAUUUUUGGCAUUAUUUUAUGGAUCGUGUGUUGGGCAGACCUCUUCACAUCGUUCAGCGAAUUGCACCAGGACCUUAAGAAACCUCCGAUAUACUUUGUCACUCCAUUAGUACUUGGUGUGACUAUGCUAUUAGCCACCUUUCUUAUCCAGUAUGAGCGUCUGAAAGGGGUGCAGUCUUCGGGAGUGCUUUUUAUAUUUUGGACGAUCUCUGUGCUGUGCGCCAUUGUGCCUUUCCGCUCGAAGAUCCUUCAGGCCCGCCAGGUGGAUGAGGUUAAAGACAAACUGCGCUUCACAACCUUCUACAUGUAUUUUAGCCUCACGGUGGUGGAGCUCAUCCUGUCUUGUUUCAACGAGAAGCCUCCGCUCUUCUCUAAUGUAAUCACAGAUCCUAAUCCAUGUCCAGAAUUGUCUGCUGGCUUCUUGUCAAGAAUGACCUUCUGGUGGUUCACAAGAAUGGCAAUAAAAGGCUAUAAAUCUCCCCUGGAAAACAAAGACCUGUGGUCCUUGAAUGAAGAUGACAGCUCGAAAGUGGUGGUACCCAAACUCCUCAAGGAAUGGGAAGUGGAGAAGUCUAAAUUACAAAGGUCUACAAAGGAAAUAAAUGGACAGGCCGUGUACUCUAAAGACGAGGCGGAAAGCAACCAUGCGGAUGUAAAAAAUCCUGAGGAGGUGGAAGUGCUGCUCUCCAAGAAGAAGGAGUCUCGGCAGCCGUCAUUCCUGUACGCCCUGAUCCGAGCCUUCGGGCCCUACUUCCUCAUCGGCUCAGCCUUUAAGCUGCUACACGAUACCAUCGUGUUCAUCAACCCUCAGCUGCUCAGGUUGCUAAUUAAGUUCGCCAAAAAGAAGGAUGUGCCUUCUUGGUGGGGCUUUGCGCUGGCCUUCUGCAUGUUUGGCUGUGCCCUAUUACAGACACUCAUCCUACAUCAGCAUUUCCAGUACUGCUUUGUUACAGGCAUGAGGCUGCGCACCGCUAUCAUAGGGGCAAUUUACAGAAAGUCUCUGGUCAUUACUAACGAAGCGAAGCGCUCUUCCACCGUUGGAGAGAUUGUUAACUUGAUGUCUGUGGAUGCUCAGCGCUUUAUGGACCUCACCACGUUCCUGAACAUGCUGUGGUCUGCACCACUGCAGAUCAUACUGGCUCUCUUCUUUCUCUGGCAGACUCUGGGCCCCUCUGUCCUGGCAGGCAUUGCUGUUAUGGUUCUUCUGAUUCCCUUUAAUGCUGUGAUUGCCAUGAAAACCAGAGCGUACCAGGUGGAGCAGAUGAAGUACAAAGACGCCCGCAUCAAGCUGAUGAACGAAAUCCUGAACGGCAUAAAAGUCCUCAAGCUCUAUGCCUGGGAACCCUCUUUUAAGGAGAAGGUCUUACAAAUUCGGCAAAAGGAACUGAACGUGCUGCGCAAGACUGGCUACCUUAGCGCCCUGUCUAUCAUGGCCUGGACCAGUGCCCCCUUUCUGGUUGCAUUGACAACGUUUGCCGUGUAUGUGACUGUCGACAAAAGCAACGUCUUAGAUGCCGACAAGGCCUUUGUCUCGCUUGCUCUGUUCAACAUCCUGCGAUUUCCGCUGAACAUGCUUCCACAGGUCGUAAGCAGUGUUCUGCAAGCUAGCGUGUCUCUCAAGCGCAUUCAGCAAUUCCUGAGUCAUGAUGAGCUGGACCCAGACAGCGUGGAUAAAAAGCCUGCUGCCUCGGAAUAUGCUGUAACCGUCGUGAAUGGGAAAUUCUCAUGGGCCAAAAAAGAUCCGCCCACACUUCAGAACAUUAACGUGAUGGUACCCCAGGGCUCAGUGUUAGCAGUGGUGGGACAUGUGGGAUGUGGAAAAACAUCUCUCAUGUCAGCUCUGCUAGGAGAAAUGGAGAAGCUUGAUGGACAGAUCUCCAUCAAAGGUUCAGUGGCUUAUGUGCCACAACAGGCAUGGAUCCAGAAUGCCACACUGAGAGACAACAUCCUGUUCGGCAAGCCAUAUGUAGAGGAUAAGUACCGACGUGUGCUGGAUGCCUGCGCCCUAACGCCUGAUCUGGAAGUACUUCCUGGAGGUGACCAGACAGAAAUAGGAGAGAAGGGAAUUAAUCUGUCUGGAGGUCAAAGGCAAAGGGUGAGUGUGGCCAGAGCUCUGUACAGCGAGGCAGAUGUUUACCUCCUAGAUGACCCUCUGUCUGCUGUGGAUGCCCAUGUCGCCAAGCACAUCUUCGACAAUGUCAUUGGGCCAGAGGGAGCACUCCGUCAAAAGACACGGAUCCUGGUGACCCACAGCAUCAGCUUCCUGCCCCAGGUGGAUAAUAUCGUUGUGCUGGUGGAGGGAAAGGUAUCAGAGAUGGGCUCUUACCAGGACUUGCUGAAUGAGAAUGGGACCUUUGCUGAGUUCCUGAGAAACUACUCGCUAGAGGACAUAAUGGAGGAUGAUGAAGUGACGGAGUUGUUGAUUGACGAGGAAGAGUUAUUCCCUGAUGAUGCUCUCAGUAACCACACCGAUAUGGUGGACAACGAACCUGCAGUCAAUGAGGCUCGAAGACAGUUUAUGAGGCAGAUCAGCAUUAUGUCUAACGAUAUGGAGAACCAAAGGACGAAAUCGGUACGCAAGCGCCGCUUCAGCGAGAAGAGGCAUGGGGAGCCAUUGCAAGAGAAGAAGGAAUCUAAAUUGGAGAAGCUGAUCCACGCUGAGACUGCCGAGACAGGACGGGUGAAACUCAAGGUUUACUGGGAGUACGUGAAAGCGGUGGGGCCCUUGAUGUCCAUUUUCAUCUGCUUUCUGUAUGCCGCUCAGAGUGCAGCUUCUAUCGGAGCCAACAUUUGGCUCACUGCGUGGACUAAUGACACCCAGGAGAGCACAAGAGAAGAAAAUGUACCGAUGAGAGCUGGGGUGUAUGCAGCACUGGGUUUUACACAAGGCCUCCUGGUCAUGUUCUCUUCCUUUACUCUGGCCAUGGGGAAAAUUCAGGCUGCCCGCAAGCUGCACCAGGGUCUACUGGACAACAAAUUUCACACCCCGCAGUCUUUCUUUGAUACCACUCCCAUAGGGCGCAUCAUCAACCGCUUCUCCAAAGAUAUUUACGUGAUCGAUGAGUCCUUGCCCUCCACGAUCCUCAUGUUCCUGGGGACUUUUUUUAUCUCCCUCUCCACACUGAUUGUUAUCAUUUACAGCACCCCCAUCUUUGCUGUGGUCAUUGGCCCAUUGGCUCUAAUUUACUUCUUUGUGCAGAGAUUUUAUGUAGCGUCCUCGCGGCAGCUAAAGAGGCUGGAGUCGAUCAGUAGGUCCCCUAUUUACUCACAUUUUUCGGAGACCAUCACCGGCACUAGCGUGAUCCGUGCUUAUGGGCUCAACACCUCGUUCGUGCUCAUGAACGAUGUGAAAGUGGACGAGAACCAAAAGAGUUACUACCCCGGUAUUGUUUCCAACAGGUGGUUGGGGGUACGGAUAGAGUUUAUCGGAAACUGCAUCGUGCUUGCCGCCCUGUUCGCCGUGAUCAGGAAGGACAGCCUAAAUGAAGGGCUGGUGGGGCUCUCCAUCACGUACGCCCUGCAGGUCACGAUGUCCCUGAACUGGAUGGUGAGAAUGACCUCUGAGCUUGAAAGCAACAUUGUCGCAGUAGAGAGAGUGAAGGAGUACUCCGAGACACCACCUGAGGCACCGUGGGAGGUGGACAAAAAGCCUCCAUCAGACUGGCCUCCUGAGGGCAAAGUGGAGUUUAAUAACUACAGUGUGAGGUAUCGAGAGGGACUCGACUUGGUUCUGAAGAACAUUUCUCUCCAGGUGAAAGGAGGAGAAAAGAUUGGCAUUGUGGGUAGGACUGGAGCGGGGAAGUCCUCCAUGACACUGUGUCUGUUCCGGCUCCUGGAGGCGGCAGAAGGGGAAAUUACAAUCGAUGGAGUGAAGAUUGCCGAGAUCGGCCUGCACGACCUACGAUCCAAACUCACCAUCAUCCCCCAGGAACCAGUUCUGUUCUCGGGGACACUGAGGAUGAACCUCGACCCUUUUGACAAAUACAGCGAUGACGAACUGUGGAACGCUCUCAAACAUUCUCACCUACAUAAGUUUGUCAGCAACCAGCCUUCUAAACUUGAAUUGGAAUGCUCGGAAGGAGGAGAGAAUUUAAGUGUGGGACAGAGGCAGCUCGUCUGCUUGGCUCGAGCCUUGCUAAGGAAGACAAGAAUCCUCAUCCUGGAUGAAGCUACAGCUGCUAUUGAUUUGGAGACAGAUGAUCUCAUCCAAUCCACCAUUCGCACACAGUUCGAGGACUGCACAGUCUUCACCAUCGCUCACAGACUCAACACCAUUAUGGACUACACAAGAGUUCUGGUUUUGGAUAAGGGACAGGUUGCAGAGUUUGACACACCAAGCAAACUUAUUUCACAGAAAGGAAUCUUCUACGGCAUGGCAAAAGACGCAGGGAUGGUGUGAGCCUUCGAAGCCGCCGAAACACAACAGUGCCUGAGACAGUGAAUGUAUCAUAUUGUUUCGUUACCCAGCUGAACAUGUAAUCGGUUUUCGCAUUAUUGUUGUUUUAUACGAACUGCUGUUCUACUGUUCAUAUGGCCACUGAAUUUUCACAAUGAAGCAGUCUAUUUUUGUACUUUAUUAUUUAAGUUUUUGUAGGCUUAUGCUAUAGGGAAAAAUGCUGUUGAUGUAAAAGUGCCAUUCCUUCAUGUACAGAACAUAUUUUAUUACCGACGUCGGGUUUUGUUAGUUUUGCAAUCAAAAGCAAUAAUGGCGAUUAUUUAGUUUUUUUGUUGUUGUUGUUGUUGCCGUCAUCGGAGAGUUCCAAAGAUGAUUUAGUGACCAAAGUUUUUGUGUGACAAUCAGAUUCAAUACGAUGUGCAGUUGUUUGUUUAAAGUGUUUCCAGACUGGAUUCAUAUUUUUGACUGAUUAGACUUUAGCAGCGAAGCAUUAAUAUCGUGGCCGCCUUUAUUUAAAUAGUUAAAGGGAUCAUCUGUUUCUUCCUUUAGCAGCUACGUGUUUAUACCUCAUACCGUAUGAACCAGCCUUGAACUGUUUGCUCCAGGCCCAUUUCGAUUCAGAACUAAAGAAACAGCGUUUACCGAUUUUUGCCGAUUAGAUUCGAAACAACUUUGUACUCUUAGCAAACACUAUGCUGUGAAUGUCUGAAAAGUGCAUAUGGGGUCCAUUUUCUCAUCAGUAAACAAAUAUAUGUUAGACUAUAAGAAAAACACUAUGAGAGAUUUUAAUAAACUUAAGAAGCAAAUACUUAGUGAUCCAAAAUAUGUUUUAUAUUUUAUUAUGUAAUUCACGUUUGUGUAGAAAUCAUAUAAUAAAUGAAAAGUUCAUAA
Silurus meridionalis is the source of this 5760-nucleotide messenger RNA. It is a transcript of the gene abcc3, whose product is annotated as ATP-binding cassette, sub-family C (CFTR/MRP), member 3. NCBI's taxonomy places the organism in Eukaryota, Metazoa, Chordata, Actinopteri, Siluriformes, Siluridae. The record is from RefSeq and is a predicted model, not a curated record. Gene Ontology annotation, molecular function: ATP binding; ATP hydrolysis activity; ABC-type transporter activity. Gene Ontology annotation, cellular component: membrane. Gene Ontology annotation, biological process: transmembrane transport.